This is a messenger RNA of Prunus armeniaca (apricot), 2238 nucleotides long. NCBI's taxonomy places the organism in Eukaryota, Viridiplantae, Streptophyta, Magnoliopsida, Rosales, Rosaceae. The record is from the annotation of a GenBank genome assembly.
AUGAAAGGAGUUCAGAAGCCUCCUCUUUUUCUUCUUCUCCUUCAUAUUUCCUUGCUUUUCUUGCUUCCAUUGAACGCCGCCUCAUCACCAAGAGCACAGGCAGAAGCUCUCAUAAGCUGGAAGAACGACUUUGCUUCUUCACCACCUUCUCUCAAUUCCUGGUCCCUCACAAACCUCAACAACCUUUGCAAUUGGACUGCCAUUGUCUGUGACCACAACACCAAAACAAUUUCCCAAGUUGACCUCUCCAACUUCAACAUCACUGCAACACUAACCCAUUUCCACUUCACCCCAUUUCUCAAUCUCACCCAAUUCAACCUCAAUGGCAACAAUUUCACAGGUCCUAUACCAUCCGCCAUAGGCAUGUUGACUGAGCUUCAGUAUUUGAGUUUCUUCAACAACAAUCUCACUGGUGUAAUUCCCUCUCAGCUGAGCAAUCUCCAAAAGGUACAGUUUUUUAUUCUUGGGGCAAACUACUUAGAAACUCCUGACUGGUCUGAAUUUUCAGGCAUGCCUUCGUUGACUUACCUUGAUCUUUCUGCAAACCGUUUCUCUUCAGAAUUUCCAAAAUUUAUAUCUGAAUGCCGGAACUUGACAUUCCUUGACUUGUCUACAAAUUUUUUUACCGGGCAAAUACCAGCUCAGAUAUUUACCAAUCUAGGCAAGCUUGAAUAUCUCAAUCUCACCAACAACCAAUUCCAAGGACCACUGCCAUCAAACUUCCCCAAGCUUAAACACCUUCAUUUAGCACAAAACAACUUCGGUGGUGCUAUUCCUGAAGAUAUUGGCAAAUUGACUCGGCUUGAGGUUCUUGAUUUGUCAAAUAACAAUUUGACAGGAGAAAUACCACCUGAGCUUGGCACAUUUGACAAAUUAACAGGCAUAGCUUAUUUUUACCACUUGGAUCUCAGCAGCAAUUCACUCUCGGGCGCAAUACCUUCAAGCUUGGGAAAGCUCACAAGCUUAAAGGUUUUCAAUGUCUCACACAACCAUUUAUCAGGGGAUAUUCCAUCGGCAUUUUUCAAAAUUCUUAAUCUAGAUAGCUAUGACUUUUCUUACAACAACUUGACAGGGCCAAUCCCAAUUUGGUGCCAUUUCGAAAAUGCACCAGCUAAUGCCUUCGCUGGAAACUCUGGUAUGUUUGGAAAUCUGCAUGGACCAACUGAAUGCAAUCCCUCUAGCAGACUUUCCAAAAAGAAAAAAUUUCUAAUUGGUGUACUUUUACCUGUUUGUGGUUUAUCAUUUGUUGCAAUUACAAUUGCUAUGAUUCUUAUGUUGCGUAAGAAUCCCAAGCUCUUUAUAGAGGAAAUCAAAAUUUCUCAUAACUUUGAGACUUUUGAGUCAAUGAUACUGCAAGAAAAAGUAAAAUUUACGUUUGGAGAAGUUGUGAAGGCUAUAGAGGAUUUUCAUGACAAGUAUUGCAUCGGAAAAGGAGGAUUUGGAAAGGUAUACAAGGCUGAGUUACCAUCAAGCCAAGUUGUUGCAGUUAAAAGGCUUAACAUGUGCGACUCUAAUGACAUUCCAGCAAUCAAUCUCCGAAGUUUCGAGAAUGAAAUCCGAACGUUGACAAAUCUCCGGCACCGGAACAUCAUAAGGCUAUAUGGGUUCUGUUCAAGGAGGGGCUGCGUCUUCUUGCUCUAUGAAUAUUUAGAGAGAGGCAGCCUGGGAAAAGCAUUGUAUGGAAUUGAAGGGGUAACUGAACUUGGUUGGGCUACGAGGCUCAAAAUUGUGCAAGGACUAGCUUAUGCACUCUCUUACUUGCACCAUGACUGCUCUCCACCAAUAGUGCACCGAGAUGUAACUGUCAACAAUGUCUUGCUCGAUUCAGAUUUCGAACCCCGACUUUCAGAUUUUGGAACAGCAAGACUGAUUAGUGUCAAUUCAUCCAACUGCACCCAUAUUGUUGGCUCAUUUGGCUACAUGGCACCAGAGCUUGCAUUCACUAUGAGGGUAACCAAUAAGUGUGAUGUAUAUAGCUUUGGAGUGGUGGCACUGGAAGUUAUGAUGGGGAGGCACCCAGGGGAUAUGCUAGAAUCCCAGCUAUUAGAAUCAUCAAAAUCAAUGAAGGACAAUGCAGAAUUUCUUUUGAAAGAUUUGUUGGACCAAAAGCUGGAGCCUCCAAGCGAUGAAUUGGCAAAGGCAGUGGUGCUUGUGAUGAGUUUAGCCUUGGCUUGUAUAUGUACGCGUCCCGGGUCUCGACCUACAAUGCUUUAUGUGGCACAAAAGCUAUCAGCUUAG